GGGCAGGAACCGAACGCGGCUCUCGGCCGGGAACCGAAGCUCGGGGCCAAAGGCCCGGCCUCGGGGGCCGAGCGGCGGGGGCGGAGGGCGAGGGUCGCUCCCUGAGGGAGCAGUAUCACCUUGGAGGAAUACAACCUUGCUGCCCCACUGACUGGCUGGGAAUACUGCCUCAUCUACACUUCUGCCUACAGUGCCUACACUAUCUCAGUGUAGCCUGGUGGGGGAAGAAAACCAGUAGACGGGCUACAGAGAUUUUUUUUUUUUUUGCAUUUCACUGAACUUAUUGUUGCUUGUCUAAGAAACCAGAAUGGAUGGAAAGAAGUGGUACCAACUUACAGACAGGGCAGUUCCAGCAGGGUCCAAGUCUCUUCUUUAAAGAGAAGUUCCAGCAUCAAAGCAGCUCAAAAGCAAACGUUCCAAUCAAUCAAAAUGGAAGGAGGCAACAGUCCAAAUCUGCAACUUCAGCAACUCCCCUUGGCCACAGCAGAGGUUUCUGUGCAGCCACACACUGACUCCUUUUCUUACAAGGAGAACUUGAUUGGUGCAUUAUUAGCUAUUUUUGGUCAUCUUGUUAUCAGUAUUGCUCUCAACCUCCAGAAAUACAGCCACAUCCGUCUGGCAGGUUCCAAAGACCCCCGAGCCUACUUCAAAACCAAGACAUGGUGGUGUGGACUGUUUCUGCUGGUGCUGGGCGAACUGGGAGUGUUUUCCUCUUACGCCUUUGCUCCUCUUUCACUGAUUGUGCCACUCAGUGCCGUGUCUGUUAUAGCUAGUGCAAUCAUAGGAAUUAUAUUUAUUAAAGAAAAAUGGAAGCCCAAGGAUUUUUUGAGGCGCUAUGUUUUGUCCUUUGUAGGCUGUGGUUUGGCAAUUGUUGGAACUUAUCUGCUGAUAACAUUUGGACCUAAUAGUCAUGAGAAGAUGACAGGAGAAAAUAUCACUAGGCACUUAGUGAGCUGGCCAUUUCUGUUGUAUAUGCUUGUGGAGAUCAUCAUAUUCUGCCUACUACUAUAUUUUUACAAGGAGAAAAAUGCAAACUACAUUGUAGUUAUUCUUCUGCUGGUAGCUUUGCUGGGUUCCAUGACUGUUGUGACCGUGAAGGCUGUGGCAGGCAUGAUUGUUGUCUCCAUACAAGGAAACUUGCAACUCGACUACCCUAUAUUUUAUAUCAUGUUGGUGUGCAUGAUUGCUACAGCGAUCUUUCAAGCAACAUUUUUAGCUCAAGCCUCACAGCUGUAUGACUCAUCUCAGAUUGCCAGCAUCGGCUAUAUCUUGUCCACAACAGUAGCAAUCACAGCAGGAGCAACGUUUUACUUGGACUUCACCGGUGAAGAUGUUCUCCAUAUAUGUAUGUUUGCACUUGGGUGCCUCAUAGCAUUUCUAGGUGUCUUCCUGAUCACAAGAAAUAGGAAGAAAUCUGUACCAUUUGAACCUUACAUAUCAAUGGAUGCUAUGCCAGGCAUGCAGAACAUGCACGAUAAAGGGAUUGCAGUUCAGCCUGACCUCAAAGCUUCUUUUUCCUAUGGUGCCCUAGAGAACAAUGACAACAUGCCGGAAAUUUAUACUCCAGCUACAUUGCCGAUUGUGCAGGAGCAACAUGGUUCCAAAGGAGUUUCUGCCCCACCCUACCGGGUGCUGGAGCACAGCAAAAAGGAUAAGCUGCCUGGAUUCUCUACAGCCUGAGCACUGACUGACUCCUGGCCUGACCUUCCUCUCUGCCAGAGAGCCCUCAGUUGUCAGCGCGUGGCUGUCUUCUGCUCUGAGUGAAAUUUCCUCCAGUCAUAACCUGAGCCUUUGUAUUAUUGUGCUGGUUUGGCCCUUUUCUUUCAAAGACUAUAAAGGCAAGAGUCUUGUUCCAAAGCUUUAUAUAACCAUGUUUUCUUUACACAGUCUGUGUGUGUUUAAAUAAUUCUACUUAAUGAUAGUUCCCUUUACCUGCAGUGAGACUUGCUUUUGGAAACUUCCUGACAACGGACUCCAAGGGAGGUGAUGGCUGUUUCUACUGCACGUAAAUCACAAUAUUUUUGAUUACUCAGUUGUGACACACCAGUAGAGCCUGAGGUGUUCCUUGGGCUGUAGUCCUCAACUCCAUGCACUGAUGUUGUAAGGGUUUUGUUUUUGCCAGGCUGGGUUAGCCACUGUAAGCAAGGUUGUAGGACCACUAGACUGCACCUCGCUCCUUCUUGCUGCCUGUGUUCAAUACUUGAAUUUUAAAAUGUGGGGCGUUUUUUGUAUUUUAUGCACUUCCCCCUUUCUUUCUCUUUCUCCCAAGCUUCCAAAAGAUUUUAUUUUCUGCUCUUUAGCAGUCUUACAGCUGCCAUCUCUGUUGCUGAGAAGGCAUGAAUAGGGCCCCUAGAAGCCAAACAUCUGUUUAAACUUGACUUUGGGACUUCUGUGCUCAUUCUAACAGUGGGAGGGUAUAGCUCAGGAUUAAAAUAAACUCCUUACCCCCCUUCUAGUUCACAGCUUACAAGAUGAAAACAGGAAGCUAUUUGUACCCUCAAGUCUACACUUUUUACAGAGUAUUUGUUAGUCUGAGGUGACGAUGGCCAUGCCAGGGAUUGCAGUGAACAUUUACAGCUAAACAGCACAUGAAGGUUUAAAGGAGAAGAGCCCCAUGCCACAUUCUGGUCCCUUUUGUAGCGUGAAAAAUAAUCUGUUGGUGUACAGCACACUUUAAUGUGUGUAUGUCAAAACUUCGGUUUAUCCAGGGCUGAUCUGGAGAGAGGCAGGGCACUGUGAACAGCAGAGUGUGCUUACCUUUCCAAAUGUGCAGCAUUUUUUAGAAUCAAGAGCUGAAAAAGUAUGCACAAAAAUCAACUGACUACUGUCGCAUUUACUAAACUGGUAGAAUAGCUCCUUGACUCUGUCUUCUAGCUUCUUUAUCAAAUGUGAACUGACAUCUAUUGCUUCCAUGCUGUGUGGCUUUUCAAUGCACCAGAGCACUUAAUACAUUCUCAGUGUAUAUCUUACAUGUAACUUAAUGCUGUGGAAUACAGCUUCUAUGUUGGCUGAAUGUACAAAAUGAUCUGCCUACAACGUUCCCUUGUUCACAUUAAAAUGUGUAAAUAAAUCAAGCUUUACAGUAUUGGACUAUGAAGAUAACUGCUUAAUUUUUCAUAAGCAAUGCUGCAUGUCUAUUUAAUUUUACUUGUCCUUUAGGUGAGACCUUUGGAAAUUAACUUAAUAAAAGAUUGUGGAAAAACCUGUAGAA
Tyto alba (common barn owl) is the source of this 3211-nucleotide messenger RNA. RefSeq names its product NIPA like domain containing 3 (gene NIPAL3). The coding region runs from base 430 to 1680 and encodes 416 amino acids. Gene Ontology annotation, cellular component: membrane. NCBI's taxonomy places the organism in Eukaryota, Metazoa, Chordata, Aves, Strigiformes, Tytonidae. Gene Ontology annotation, molecular function: magnesium ion transmembrane transporter activity. The transcript is spliced from 13 exons. The record is from RefSeq and is a predicted model, not a curated record. Gene Ontology annotation, biological process: magnesium ion transport.